Molecule: messenger RNA, 5150 nt
Organism: Tachysurus fulvidraco (yellow catfish)
Lineage: Eukaryota; Metazoa; Chordata; Actinopteri; Siluriformes; Bagridae
Gene: cbx6b
Product: chromobox homolog 6b
Exons: 11
Coding region: 103-3282 (1059 amino acids)
Source: RefSeq, a predicted model, not a curated record
GUCACUGGUUGGGCUGUGCGUGGCUGUCUGCUGUUUCCCCGAUCACCGCGGGGAUCCUUUCCGUCUCCUUACCGGGCAAAGCUUCGCCUCCUGUCCCAUACUAUGGAGAUUUCAGCGGCGGGGGACCGCGUGUUUGCCGCCGAGGCCAUCUUGAAGCGCCGCGUCCGCAAGGGAAGCAUGGAGUACUUGGUGAAAUGGAAAGGCUGGGCUAUAAAGUACAGCACUUGGGAGCCUGAAGAGAACAUCCUUGAUGAUCGCCUUGUUGCUGCCUUUGAACAAAAGGAGAGAGAACAAGAACUUUACGGACCAAAAAAGAGAGGGCCUAAGCCUAAAACACUCCUUUUGAAGUCACGAGCACAGGUUGCUGAGAGCUCACCCAGAGUCCUCGAGUUUAAACCUAGUCGACCCCAGCCAUCCUCUAAACCUCCACCUGCACCUACACCUGCACCCUCGUAUCAUCCCAGUGGCCCUUCCAAUGCUAAGCUGCAGUCUGGAGCUGCCCAGCCCAAACUAAAGAAAGACAUACACCGAUGUCAUCGCAUGGCACGUCGGCCUUUGCCCCGCCCUGAUCCUUUAGCUCCACAAAUCGGUUCUUCUAGUCCCUUCUCGUCUCGUCCUACAGUCAGCCCCUUCUGUGAGACAGUCCGCAUCCUUAACCGGAAGGUCAAACCUCGUGAGGUUAAGAAGGGACGGGUAAUUUUAAAUCUAAAAGUGAUGGACAAGAAUGGACCAGCCAAUAACAAAAGGACUCAAAAUUCCAGCCUUCAGUCUCAUGUUGGGCGGCAGAAAGUUCCUUCUCGGAACAGAGUGAUUGGGAAGAACAGGUUUGGAGAUGUAUCUUUUAGGUGCCUGCAGCAACCUAUGAGUGGCUCUGGAUUUUCAGUUUUUAGAAAGCCAAUUGAGGCUUUUCCAAUGGACUCUUCUGCGGAAAAGCCAAAGGCUGAACAAAGCGGUCACAAACCAGGUACAAAUCCAUCGCUGUCUUCCUCUCAAACUUCAAAAGUCAAGACCUCAGCUAUGCCAGAAGCACUCGUCGAGCCACCUCGAUCUGCUUCGAGCUCUGAGGUCUCGGACAGUGAACCUCUUCCCCCACCUUCACACCAAAUCCACCCCAAUCAAUUAGCCCAAUCGGGUGAGGCCAAUACUCAAAUUUCACACGCUGCCAAAUCCACACCUAAGCUAACAGACUCAAAAGCCAAAUUGACUCAGUCAGCCAUGCCUUCCUCCCCCAUGUUCUCUUCCUCCUCUUCUUCCUCCUCGUUAUCAUCCUCAUCUGAAGACAACGAGCACAUCCUGGAUCUCUCCGUGCCUCAUGGAACCGACAGGCGACUCAGACAACGACAACACUUUCGUGGUCGUCGGCAGCCCAAAGUUCCUGAAAUUCCUAUAUCCGAAGAGGCCUCGGAGGAAGACCAGGAUCUGGAUUGGCAUCCGGAGAUGGCUGCACAGUGUGCCAACGUGGUUAUUACGGACGUUACAACCAACCUCCUUACUGUCACUAUUAAGGAGUUUUGUCAUCCUCCUGGACUUCCGGCAAUAGCUUCGUCUCCCUGCUGCGCCAAUAAUUUAUCUUCUGUAAAAAAGACAAACCCUAACGUUUAUUUGGACUCGUCUCUGAUAAAUAUUGUGGUAAUUUUUUUGUCUCUUUCCCCCAUUUUCUUAUAUUCACUGCCUGCUCAAACCGCCACCCUGAAGUUCAUUGUUGUGAUCUUGGCCGCCGGGAUGGUGGCGUUUGUCGGAGCCGUAAUCUGCAUCAUCGCCGCGGUGCACGGCGGCUCUUCGUCUCCUGCAGCCGCAGCCUCGACCGCCGCACAGCCGCUCGCCGAUAAUCAGUCCCUGACAGCGGGUUCGAGUGUCCUCACCUUACCGUCAGGCUCUGUGGCCCGGGCAGGACCCUUGGACGCGCUUCAUGGCAGCGGAGAGAGAAACAGCCCGGGGUCUCCAACCUUCUAUGGGAUCACCGGCGUGAGAACUGGUGGCGAGGGCGGAGAGCAGCAGGUGGUAACAGUCAGCAGGCUGAUCUGUACUCCGGUUCCGGCUGGUGAUUGCGGACCGAAAGGCUUCCAGGCUGAUGAUCAGUCUGUGUAUGCGGGGGAUCAAGGGGGGGAUCUCCGCGCCACAGCAGAAGAGCUCAGGCGCACCGUGGAGCAGCAGGAAGAGGAGAUCCGCGCCGAGCAGCACACUAUCCGCGAGCUCACUGGGAAACUCUCUGUCUGCGAAAGCGGCACACACGGGAGACAGGGCUUGCGGGUUGGGAGAAGAGACGGCAGAGACGGACUCAUGAUGCAGGACGACGCGGGAGCGCCCGCUCUCACCGUCCGGGAAUUGGAGAGAGCCAUCAUGCACAUGAAGGAGCGCAUCGAGAAACUGGAGGCAGAAAUGGCUCCACUGGCUCACAACCACACAGAGUCAGGGCAGAAGGGCAAAGUCAGUGUCUCAAGUGCAAUCACGGUACAGGGAGCCGUAGCACAGAGGAGAGUGGAGGAUUUGGAGAGAGAGCUGAAGAGGAAGAUGCAAGUCCUGGAAGAGGAGAGGAAAGCACUUCGCAAGGAAACGCAGAAACAUCAACAGCACAUUGAUCACGGACUGGACGCUGUUCAUCAACGAAUUAUCAGCCUUGAGCAAGGUCUGUCUGAGAACAGGUUCCCAGAGGGUUACAGACUCUCUUUUCCUAUGAGAAGCACCUCUUUGUAUGCUGUGGUGAAGCGGGCAAUCCCAAUGCUUCAUGCGCUCACUGUGUGCAUGUGGCUCAGACCUGCGCAAAGCAUCCUGGGAACGGCAGUUUCUUACGCUGUGUCAGAGGAACCUCACGAGCUGGUGCUGCAGCAGAUAGUCCAUGGCCCUAUUGAGCUUAUCAUCAAAAAUGAGGUGGCACAGUUCUAUCUGAAUCUGACGGCUGGUUCUUGGCAGCAUGUGUGUGUCAGUUGGAACAGGAGAGGAGGAGUGUGGCACGCCUACGUGGGAGGAAAGCUGAAAGGUGAGGGGAAGGACCUGGCAACCCGCCACCACAUCCGUCCCGGAGGAACACUCGUCCUGGGCCAGGAACAGAGUUCAGUGGGUGGACUUCGUUUCGAGGCAUCACGGGCUCUCUUUGGUGACCUCUCUCAGUUUAACGUGUGGGACCGGCCGCUGACUCGGGCAGAGCUUUCUGCACUAGCCCACUGCAGCACAGGCAUGCUGGGUAAUGUAGUGCCUUGGACCAGCCGUGAGGUAGAAGUGUUCGGAGGUGUGACAAAGCAUUCGGCCGAGCACUGCAGUCAUCGUAGUAACGUGCAGGAGUGAGGCGUCACAUCAGAAGGUCAUGUGACAGGAGGAUGGGGUGGUGGGUGUCUGAGACAAGCUCAGGUUCAAAGUAUAAUGGAAAUGCUUGUAUGGUGUGGAAUGUCUAUUUAAAGUAAUUACUUAAACUAAAACUAUAAGAAUAUUGUGAGUAUUGUGAGGUUUUUGUUUGUUUUGGGAAAGAGAAUGGAUUUAGGAAGUUGGAACUUGUGAGACAAAACAUUCCAUGUUCGUUUCUCUUUACUUUGCUUUAAUGAGAGUUACAUUCAGGCCUUACAUCAGUUUGUUCAUUUCUUGCACUUUAUAUUUUUUUAUUCUUCAUGUUGAAGAUAUUACUGAAUGAAUAUCUUCAGCUACAGUGAAACAAACUUAGAACUGAUGAAAAGCUGAAUUAAUGUUAAAAUAAUGGUGUUAUGGGGAGCACGGUGGAAAGGGAAAACCAAUCCUGGAAAGCAGGUUUGAUUCCUGCCUCUAAAUUACCCAGUGUUUGUAUGUGUGACUGGGCUCUAAUGGGUUGGAGCCCUAUCCAGUGUAUCCCCUGCCUUGUGCCCUGAAUCCCCUAGGAUAGGCUGCAGGCUCCCAUGACCCUGUGUAGGAUAAAGAGGCUCAGAAAACAGACGGAUGAUUGUCUCAUAUCAUGAUUGAUUUUUAACCUCAUAACCCAUCAUUAUCACAUUUAAAUUUAGAGUAUGUUUUGCUCACAUCUCCUUGUUCAAACCCUAUCACCAGCUCCUGGAAAGACACUCUAUAUUUUAUUCUCUAUGAUUUUGAUUAUUUUUGCAGCUGAAAUAAUGAAUGUCCUGAAGGAGUCAGUUAAUUCCCAGGAGCUGAUCAUGACAUUAGAAAAUUGUGUUUUUGCCCUUGACAAAACAUUUACAUUUUCAAGGUCUGAUUUUCAGUGAUCUUUCACUGGGGAGGAAGUGGAAGGUAAAGGAGUUUGUUGCUUGUGUAUGACAGAACAGCACAAAGGAAUGAAUAAGCCUCACACCAUGGAUGAGCUUUUUUAAUUAUUUUAGAAUUAUUCAAAUAAGAUAUAACCCAGCUAAAUGCCCAGGUUUUGAUCAUGAAAAUUUCAUGAAAUUCUCUGGUUGCUCUUUAAAGCCUAUUAUUAACUCAAUACACUGAAGCAAAUAGGAAAGUUCUGUUGUAUGUAUGCGAUUGAGGAAUGUUUACCUGCACCCACUUAUGGAAUUAAUUUAUUUUAUUUUGGUAGAAAUCUUGGCUCAAACUGUUUUCCUACCUGGCCUUCCAUAAGGUCCCAAAUACAGUCAAUAAUCCCUGAUGCAGUGCAUUUUGUUAAGCCAUUAUUGCUGAUAUCUGUAUGUUUAUCUUUUUUUAUAACUGUGAUUAACUCCACAUUCCAUAUGAAAUGAGAUCCCAUGGGAAGUGUACUAUGUAAUAUACUGUGUAUGUUGUGUAUAUAUUUAUAUCUGAUCAGAGUAUUUUAUUAAUCUCUGACUACAGAGCAGACAUGAGCUUCGGUUGAGUUUUUCAUACGGAAACUGAACACGGAACAUAAACGGCAGCACACAGUCGACUUGCAAUUGUUCCAGUUGCACGAGAAGCUGAGAAUAUAUUAAUAUUGUUUUGCACAUUUUUACGAGUGCUGCUUGAAAAAUGGCAGCAGCAUGCAGUAGCACAAGGAUGAAACUUUGACCGCUGAAAAGACCGAAAAGAACUAUUUAUCUAUCAUUUCUAUUUACUGUUUAUCUUCAUUAGAGUGCAUUACUGUCUGGGUGGUUGUUAAUGUUAAAACGGUGCCUGUUAUUUGUUUAAUGUUUGAACUUACGUGGUCACUGUGAUGUCAUGUACUUGGUGUAUACAUAAAAAUCGCUCAUGUUAAAAAGAAAAAUGUUGCUUGUGUCGGAAAU